Molecule: messenger RNA, 798 nt
Organism: Ailuropoda melanoleuca (giant panda)
Lineage: Eukaryota; Metazoa; Chordata; Mammalia; Carnivora; Ursidae
Gene: RARRES2
Product: retinoic acid receptor responder 2
Exons: 6
Coding region: 177-671 (164 amino acids)
Biological process (GO): innate immune response; inflammatory response; positive regulation of chemotaxis
Cellular component (GO): extracellular matrix
Molecular function (GO): signaling receptor binding
Source: RefSeq, a predicted model, not a curated record
UCGGCCUCCAGCUGCCCUCCAUUCUAUAUCCUGCCCCUCCCCCUUGAGUUAGCCUUGGGGGACAAAGGGGGUGCCAGAGCCAGGUUUCCCAGGACUGGAGGGAGCCCGCAGGCUCAGAGUGCUGGGGGACAAGCAGACCUGGAGAGGCUGAGGGCCCGGGUGACAGAGGUGACGCCAUGUGGCAGCUGCUGAUGCCUCUGGCCCUGUGGCUGGGCGUGGUGGGCCUGGGCAGAGCUGAGCUCACAGCGGCGCAGCAGCGGGGCCUGCAGGUGGCCCUGGAAGAAUUUCACAAGCACCCGCCCGUUCAGUGGGCCUUCAAGGAGACCGGUGUGGACAGUGCCACGGAAACGCCCUUCCCCGCAGGGACCUUUGUGAGGCUGGAAUUUAAGCUCCAGCAGACAAGCUGCCGGAAGAAGGACUGGAAGAAAGCGGAGUGCAAAAUCAAGCCCAGUGGGAGGAAGCGGAAAUGCCUGGCCUGCAUCAAGCUGAACUCUGCAGAUAAAGUCCUCGGCCGGAUGGUCCACUGCCCCAUACACACGCAGGUUCACCAGCAGGAGCCCGAGGAGCACCAGGAGGCCCAGUGCGGCAGGGUGGAGCGCGCGGGCGAGGACCCCCACAGCUACUACUUCCCAGGACAGUUUGCCUUCUUCAAGGCCCUGCCCCCCAGCUGAGGCCUGAAGAAUUUCGUCCUGCUUCCCGGACAGCUGCAGGAGGUAACCGGUGAAAGACUGACCUGCUGUCCCUGAGCCCAGGGAGGACAAUCCCAUCAUCCCCGAGCUAAUAAACUGCUCUCCCAGA